GCCGGCUGUGUGCACAGUGCGGGCGCUCGCAGCGCGCUGCAGCACCGCCUCCCCCAGCAGCAGAAGCCGGCGGUUUCCAGCUGUGUGCCGUUGCUCCGCUAUUCUGUCUGUGUGCGUUUGCACGGGGAACGUCGGGCCCUGAAAUCUGCGGAUGCGUACCUGCGUGAGCUGAUCAGACUCUGCGCGUGUAUAAAGUGAAUGUGGUGGGGCUGAGGCUGUGGCCUGAUACAGGGCUGUGCUGGCACGCGGUGCACAGAUGCACGCACGCAGAUGGGGAUGCUGCAAAGCAAAGCCCCAUUGUAUGCAAUGGAGAAAGGGCUGCUCCUCACCAGGGGGAGGGGAGGAAACAUCUCCAGCCUGUGGCAGGACAAGGAGUUCUGCUGCUGAACUGCUGCUGCCGUGUGGAGCUGCACGUGGGAUGGGUCCGUCGCAGAGGGCGGGCAGGAUAAGCCGGUCAGCCAUUCAUUCACCUUCUUACAUCUGAGUUUUUGUCCGUCCUUUACGUGCAGAACCGCCAGAAAUAUUUCCUAUCCUGCAUGGAAUUUCCUUUCCAAAGAGCCAUCAGUGGAGAUGCAGGAGGGCUCGUUUCGUUCUGCCCGAAGGGGGAAUGCUGCUGCACGACUCUUCUGCGCUGAAACCGAGAGUCCUGCUAUCUGGAAGGGAACAUCCUUGUUGCUGCCAGGAGCUGCCACAGAGCAGUCCAGCCCCAAAGCCUGCCGUGCAGACACAGUGUCUGUGGUUGAAGAAGAGACCUCCUGGAUGUCAGGUUUCAUCCUCCCAUCAGUUACUACCCCGACAGCAGAACUCGUUCUGUUGGAGGUGCAUGCAAAGUUGGCUCAGUAUUAUCCCCCAAAGCUACGUAGCCCUUAUUUAAAGCUUUCUACAGCUGGUUUGUCAGUGUGGGCUGUCGGAGGUCACCACCACUUGUCUGUCAGUGUCCUGCUCUGCACCGCCUGCUCCUGAGCUGAAGCUUGGCCAGACGAGCUGCAGCAGACCUGCUUCCAGCAGCACAGCCGCCUCAGUGCUGGAAGCGACCAGCAGAAAGGCAGUGGGUGAGACACAGAUGUGCUCUGACAUCUGAAACCGCAAGGAAGGGAAGUCAAGUUGGCACAAAUAGCAGAGCUCUGAACUGCUGCCUGAGGUGGCGACACACGUCGUGCCCUGCCACGCUCGCCAGACAGGCGGCAGCCUUGCUGGAAGGGCAGGAUGAUAACUGAGAGCAUUCAAGCUUUGAAUUGUGGUAACAGUCUCUCCUGCGCAGUGAAGGGCCUUUGUACAAUUUGCUAUAUGCUAAAAUGGGGCAUGGGAUGGGAUCCCACCUAGAAUCAUAGAAUCAUAGAAUGGCCCGGGUUGGAAGGGACCUCCAGGAUCACAAAGCUCCAACCCCCCGCCGCAUGCAGGGCCACCAACGUCCACAUCUAAUACCAGCCCAGGCUGCCCAGGGCCCCAUCCAACCUGGCCUUGAACACCUCCAGGGAUGGAGCAUCCACAGCCUCUCUGGGCAGCUGUUCCAGCAGCUCACCACACUCAUAGGAAAGAACUUCCCCUUGGUAGUUCACCUUUCUUCACUUCACCCUCAUGGUGAAGAUUUGUUAAUCACCUUCUAACAGCCCAGCAACAGCCUACAAAGUUGGUGUCAAUGACUUUAAAUACUAAGAGAUCAGAGGCUGGCCCUUGUAAAGAGACCCAAGAGCUCCUUCAGGUUGAAUCCAAAUGUUGUGGUGUAUGGAGUACUAGCCAAGGGAAAUCAAGGGAAAAGAAAUAUGAGGGGAAGAAAUGAGAGUAUUUCACAAUCUUUCACCAAUGGCAGACACCAGAAUUCAUGGUGACAACAAAUCCUGACUCUAUCACUGACAGAUCGGUGUGAGUGACGUUGUGGCACGUCUGUAUUACUGCGAGUGCUGCCGCUGACAGGCGCUGAGUCACAUAACCUUUCUGCCUGUUUUCUCAUUUGCAAGUGAAGAUAAUUAACAGGAGGAAGCGCUUUGUCUGAAGAAACAAACUCAUGCUUCGUAAAGAGAAGAAUGUGACCAACCUGUGAUGUGGAAUUUCAGUCUGAAAAACACUUUUCUCUAGACAUCUCUUGGAAACAAGCAACUUCAGAUUCAAAAGCAACUGCUGUGUGGCACAUUUUACCUGGAGUAGAAAACACAACUGGUUUCUUUUAAUUAGGGUGAAAAUGCAUGUGAUGGAUAAUAUAUCUGGGUGGUAGGCUGCUGGUUUUUCAUGAAGUUGUUUGUGCACAUGCACUGUUCCCAAGGGUGACUGAUAUCUCAGAAUGAGGAUGCAGAUAAAUCACGACUAACUUCAGUGGAAGGACGUGUACACUGCAGCUGGUACUUCCAAACAGCCCAAUGUAAUUUAAUGUCUGGGUAGAGGUUACAUAUUCCCAGUAACUAAAGCCUGGAACUUGACAUCAGCACUGUGAGGAUACUGAAUAGUCACUGCCUCAACACACUGUAAUUUUUAACCAUGUUUUAGAAAGCAAAAAAGGAGGCACUUGUGUUGUUUUACAUGCGAUUUCAAAGAUGGAUGAAUCCGCCUUGGAAAGACUACUACAUCCCAAAGGAGUUAGCCCACCUGCACAGCAUCAGUAAGGCAUCUGCUGCCCCAAGCAAGCACACUUGUCAGUGAAAAGCUGGGGGGUGAUGCUCACUUCUCCUGGGCACACUGAUACUUCAGCAGGACAGAGCAUAUGCUGAACUGGGAGGUGAGGGACACUAUGGAAGUUGAUGAGUCUCCACUGUAUCUGUUUACAUCUGUGAGCUGUGCUGGGGCUGAGCAUCUACCUGUCUAAAGCUCAUAGCCUAUACAAGGUGCUCUACAACACACGUGUGUCUGUGAAACAUCUGCCCUUCUCUCCCUCGCGCUGAAGAGCUGUGAAUGAAGAAUGAAUGAAGAAGCACUGCUGUAAGUUGAAGAACAUUCCUUUCCAUAAACCACAUGUAGCCUUUAAGAUAAGUGGCUAAAUUGUUUUUGUUUUUUAACUGAGAACAAGUUUUACUUGGUUAUAAUGAAAUAUGCUAAAUGCAUGUUCUGAACACAGGUGUAACUCAUUGAGUCUGAUAACUCCUAAGUUGAGUUCUGUACAAGAAAAAUCUUUUGUGCUGUAGCUGCAAAACAUUUUGCUAAAAGCAACCUGAUCCUGUGCCUUGUUUGUUAGCAGCCCAUUUACUCAGCCACUGCUUCCUUGUUCUUCUUACGUAAACUUCCUCAAAGCAAAAACAUUGGAAACAUUUUCCACUGCAAAUGUGUCCAGCAGAAGUCAAUAAACAAAGAAGUAAACACGGGUCUGUAAAUUCAGAGAGCCAUCUACUGGCAGCUAAGUGAAACGAAUUAAAUUAAUGAAGGGCCAAAUCUCUGCCUCUCUCUUGAAAGUCGUUUCUUUGAAGUUGAGGAACCACACAUGAACAAACCGUACAUGCAUGGUUAUCGUUUCAAGAGGUGUGGCAAGAGUGAAGAUGUUGGUGUUCUCAGGGCAAGGAAGAGCAGCCUCAUUUGCCCAGUGCCCAGAUUCUACUGGGUGAAUGGGCAACUAAGGAUAGCAGAGUAAAGGAGUGAGGAGUGUGGGGGCGCCUGUAGCCUUCCUCACAUUCCUCACGUCCAUGCUAUUUCUUUUAUAGACAGCUCAAGUCAGGCGUAGCAAAAACUAAUGGAGCCGAGGUGCCCUAUGUGUAGUGUUUCAAAGAUCAGUUUUAAAGGGAACAGUGGUCUUCAUUGGUGCCAUCAGAAGAUCAGAAGUUACACACAGCAAGAGAGAUACGCUGCGGCUCUGGGGACUGAAUUUAAAUCAUGUCAACUACUGCAAAACAGCUGUGCAUAAAACAGCCGCCUGCCUAGAGCAAAAUUUCCCAGCCCCUGAGCCUGUCCCAGUGGAGGAUCACGUUUCCUUUCUUAGGGACAGCAGUGCUCUUCCCCAGCCUGAUCCCGGGAUAGGGUAUGAAAAUCAGUUUUUGGACGGAGUGAGUGGUAUGAGCAGAAUCACACUGGUAAAAUCUGUGGAGGCAAAUACCUAAACUGCAAUGUCCGCAGGGGGCCAUGCUCAGUUUGUCCCUUUCAUCUCGGAGAGGUGCUUUGAGGAUGGUGCACAUAGUGCUGCCACAAUUGCUUCCACGGGCAGACGGACACAGCAGGCACACGUGAGCAGGGUGACACUCUGGGAGAGAGGUGGCUUGGCUGUAAAGGGACCGCUGGGCUGACAGCACAGUCACAAAGUCUGUGCAUGCACGUGGGAAAGCAACAUGGGAGAAUCCUUUGUUCUCUGAAAGGUUUCCUCAGAUGUACACGGUUCUUUGUUGCUUUGCUGUGCGCUCGCAUUAGCUAUUAACCUUGAAGAUUCCAGUUUCUUUGGGAAACCCAUGACAUUCUACAGUAACAGGUUUGCUUCAGAAACAAAAUAUUCAUCACAGCUGUUAAAUUUUAAUUAAAAACACUUCUAGUCUUUACAAAGCUCUGCAUUCUUUAUCUAACCAUUCUAUUUCCAGUAGUGUUGCUAAGCACAAACAACGCUGUUAGAAGUGUGUCUGUUUUCUGCUCUUGAAUGAGUGGGAGUGACCUUAGAGUAAAAUAUUCUAACAAGCGGCUCUGAGAGCAGCAGAAUUACACAGCCUGGAUUGCAGUGUUCUCCCUUUAUCCUAUCACAGCAUCUCUUUCUACUUAAGCAGCUGUUCCACAAAAACUGGAGGUAUGUAGUAUCUUCAAGGCUCUACAAACCUGAUUACGUUGCAGAGUGAUCAUAAAACUUUCCAAAGGGAAAUGGACCAGAAAUGGCUUACUUCCCUAGGAAAUUAAACUAAAAAUAAGCAAUGAAAAAUUCUCUUCUUUCCAGCUGCUUGACCUAAGGUCUGCACUGUUUACAAAACACACACACGGCUGUUUCUAAACAUACUGCAUAUUACUGAUGGAUGCUCAGAUCCCAGGGGUGAACUAGCAGCCUAGCUGCAGAUACAGGAGCAUCCUCAUUCUCCUAACUGCCCAGCAAUUUGGUGCUGUCUUACCGUUCCGUAGUGCACAGAAGUGGUGUUACCAUGGUAUCUCAGACAUCCAUAAAGCAGAGAGCAUCUUCUCUAAUUCUUAGUCUUUUUGAUGCUGCCUCUUUGUGUUACCUGUUCCGCUCACCUACUAAAAAAGGAAAGACAAAUUACAUCUUCCAUAAUCACAGAUUUGAAAUACUUCAUUACUCAUACCACACUAAUUUAGCACAAAUAGAUGGUUUGCAUGGCCUUUAUGGUAUUAAAAUGUUGCAAGCGUCGACUAUGUGACGUUUGUUAGAAUUCUGUUGAACGCAACAUGUUUUCUCCCACUCCUUCUGCAAAUCUUUCCUACAGAGAAGGCAUUAGUCAAGGUGAAGGAAACUCUCUUUACAGGUAGUUAUUUAUGGUUGCCUGUGGAAUUAUUUUGCAAUCAAAGCUUUGUUUUGCAUGAUCUGACUGAUGCAAAAAGCAGAAAAUAAAUAUCUUCAUUCUCAUAACCUGAUUGCCUGAGGGAUUUACAAUGUAUAUCCAGAUGGCAUAUUGUGUGGCCUAUCAAAUAAGGGCAUGGUUAUUAAAUUUCAGAGCAGGAAGGUGCAGGCAACUAAUUUCAGGCAAGGGAACAGUCAUUUCAUUUGAUCAACUGAAUAAUUCUUUGUUCAAUAUUUACCCAAAUCCAAGCCAUGUGAGCUACUGAGCUCUCAAUAUUCGAGACCAUACACAAACAGACAAGCACAUUCAUCUUUGUCUUUGAAAAUAUAAGCAAAGAUGAAACUUUAAAGAACUAUUAUUUCUAAAACGGGUCAUAACAUUUGGAAGGCGGGAGGCCUGUCUCCUUCUGCGCUGACAGAUUACCUGGACUGUAGGGACAGUCUUUCAUGACUUUAAUACAAACAGCAAGCGUGUUUUACUUUAAAAUCUUUAUCUUGGCUUGGAAUACGUACAGGGCGUGAAUGCAACUUUCCCUGUAUCACUGCUCCUUUCCGGCUUUGGGAAGAAACAGCAACAGCUGCUGUGUGGAGAUGCUCACUGCUGGAGCUUGAAGGAUUCCCCCAAAGGGCUGGGAUGGCUGAUUUAUGGGCGUGCAGCGGUGAGCUGAAGGGCAGGAGGGAGCGGAGUGCUGAGCUCCUACAUCCCGGCUCCAACCCAACAGCUACAUCCUUGAAACAAGGUUUGUCUUCUGCUUUGCACAUUAAUACCCAAGAUCUCGUGUGCUUGUGGACCCGAUCCACGUGGCAGUAGAUAAAAGAAAAAGCAGCCAACAUUAAAGCCAGUCGUUGGCACUUAUCCUUCUGAAGGUUAACUUUAGACCUGGUACUACAAUGUGCUGGCUAUAAAAAAUAUGUAAGCACAACCGGACGGCCUCUGGCCAGCAGAAGGCAGUCAAAUCACUACAUGGAAAGAAAAAAAAAAAGCAUGUUUUCCUCAUGAACUCAAAGGUGUGCUGCUGCAGUGCCAAGCGCAGGGACGGCCUUACUCAAGGGGAGUGUGGGGUAUGGAAUUUAAGCUGCAUCCUGCAGUUCUCUGUUGGUGUUUCUUUUGGUGUUCUUGUUUUUUUUGUUUUUUUUUUUUGGGGGGGGGGGGGGGAGGCAAACAUUCAUUCCCCACACAUCCAGUGAUUAUUUUUCAGCGGAGGACAGACUGAUGAAGAACCGACUUCAUGAAAUGCUACAACCAACCGCUCAGCAGGCUGCUCCUCUCAGGAAAUUGAGAGUAGCAGAAUUUAAUGCCUUGCAAGACAGCGAUGGCUUUUUCUCCAGAAUUUGAAUAUGGAGGCCACAGGGACAGAUGAAGUGGAAAAGAUAAAAUCGAAGUUCAUGUCAGCAUGGAACAACAUGAAAUACAGUUGGGUAUUGAAAACAAAAACUUACUUCAGUAGAAACUCUCCAGUCUUUCUGCUGGGAAAAUGUUACCACUUCAAAUCUGAUGAAUCUGGUGAACUCUCUACAGAGGGAUCCAACUUUGAUAAAAUCAACACAGAGAUUUCAGGAAAUGUUGAGGAGUUCCGUAAAGAUUUCAUUUCUAGAAUAUGGCUGACUUACCGAGAAGAAUUUCCUCAGAUAAAGGGGUCUGCACUAACAACGGACUGUGGCUGGGGCUGCACACUCAGAACUGGUCAGAUGUUGCUGGCUCAAGGCCUUAUGCUUCAUUUCCUUGGUAGAGCCUGGGUCUGGCCAGAUGCCUUGGACAUUGAAAAUUCAGAUUCUGAAUCCUGGACAGCCCACACAGUUAAAAAGCUGACAGCAUCGUUGGAAGCAUCACUUACAGCAGAAAGAGAGCCCAAGAUCCUGUCACACCAUCAGGAGAGAACACUAAGGAGAGACUGUGGUGACAGUGAAAUGAGAAAUGAAGUUUAUCACAGAAAAAUAAUUUCUUGGUUUGGCGACUCUCCGCUGGCAGCUUUUGGCUUACAUCAGCUAAUAGAAUAUGGAAAGAAGUCUGGGAAAAUUGCUGGAGAUUGGUACGGGCCUGCAGUUGUUGCACACAUUUUAAGAAAAGCUGUUGAAGAAGCGAGAGACCCUGAGCUGCAGGGAGUAACAGUCUAUGUUGCUCAGGAUUGUACAGUCUACAGUUCAGAUGUUAUUGACAGACAGUGUUCUUUUAUGGAUUCUGGAGAAACAGACACAAAAGCUGUAAUUAUAUUAGUUCCGGUGAGGCUCGGUGGAGAAAGAACAAACAUGGACUACUUAGAGUUUGUAAAGGGUAUUUUAAGCCUUGAGUAUUGCGUUGGUAUUAUUGGUGGCAAACCCAAGCAGUCGUAUUACUUUGCUGGAUUUCAAGAUGACAGUUUGAUUUACAUGGAUCCUCAUUACUGCCAAUCUUUUGUAGAUGUCAGCAUAAAGGAUUUCCCUCUUGAGUCAUUCCACUGUCCUUCUCCCAAAAAGAUGUCGUUCAAAAAAAUGGAUCCGAGCUGUACGAUCGGAUUUUACUGUAGAACUGUGCAGGACUUUGAGAAGGCUUCUGAGGAAAUAACAAAGGUCUCACCCAGUAAGUCUGUCCCAUCGCGUCCUUCCACUUGGAAAGCACAGGUGGAGGUUUACUUAGGUCCAAAGAUGCUGAAAUCUUCAUCCAAGGAGAAAUACCCCUUGUUUACUUUUGUGAAGGGUCAUUCCAGAGACUAUGACUUUGCUUCCAGUCCACUCCAUGAAGAAAAUGACCUUUUCUCUGAGGAUGAAAAGAAAAGAUUAAAGAGAUUUAGUACUGAGGAGUUUGUCUUGCUGUAAGGACAUUUCCCACUAAGUUAUUGGCAGCUGUCCAGGAGAACACUUGCCUUUUAAAAAAUAAAAUAAAAUGUGUCCUCCUCCUCCAAAAAGGCAAGCCAUGCUGAAAUUGGUCUAUUUUCAUAAAGAUGAUAAUGUUUUAUAUGUUAAUAGUCUUCGAAAUGUCAUUUCUAAAUGUACGUACUAAUUAUUUUGGUUCACCGCUGGCUGGAUGAGGGUAAGGUUGCGUUGUGCUGGUGCAGAGGGGUGGCACUGCUUACAGCCAGCUCUGCUGGCUGACGUGUGCCUGGGUCCUGGCGUCACCUCCUAAAAAGCACGGCUGCUCCCAGCUCUGACCUGCAGCCCUCGUGUUCUUCAGUCUGGGACAGCUCCUGAGCAGAGCUCGGUGCUUUGGUUCUAUAGCACAGGCACACAGCCAUGGGUUUCGGGACCGUGUUGUUACAGGUGAGGGCAGAGCUCUAACCUGGUUCGCUGUUAAGCCCAAAUAAUAGUUAAUGCAGUAAUUGUGAGUUACCUUUCUUACACCGCGCUGCUCAGAUGUGAGUUUGAUACAGCAGUAGUAAUUGUCAGUUGCAAUACUGAUAUAAUUAUAUAGGCUGAAUUGUGAGUUAAGAUACUAUUUAGCAGUAUGAUUUUAUAAUGGUUUCUCAUUAAGCUUGCUUUGGAACCUUAAUAUGAAGAGUGAAGAUAAAGUAUUACCUUGCCCCACAAUUUUUAAAGGUUAUACUAUUAAAUUAACUGCAACCAAUCAAAGCAGCUGCGGACAAUUACUAGAAGAGUGGUGUUUGUUUCCUGAUCCAACUAUUGCAGUGCUGAGGCUCCUUUGCUACUAGUGCAGCUUCUAGAUCAAAGCAAACGGGGGAGUGGGUGCUUAAAAUUCCAGGGUGUGAUUAUUUUUUUAUAUGUUAUUACUGUACAAAUGAUGACUUGAUAGCGUGUGUUCUCAAACUGCAAACAAGUGUACAUAAACAGGUUCAUGUUUUAACAAAGUAAAUGCAAUAUUUAAAGUAUGUAUUAAUGCUGCUUAGAAAAUAAAAAAGGUGUGAAACAUGAAA
Gallus gallus (chicken) is the source of this 9246-nucleotide messenger RNA. It is a transcript of the gene ATG4C, whose product is annotated as autophagy related 4C cysteine peptidase. Bases 6740 to 8194 code for a protein of 484 amino acids. The transcript is spliced from 12 exons. Gene Ontology annotation, molecular function: protein-phosphatidylethanolamide deconjugating activity. NCBI's taxonomy places the organism in Eukaryota, Metazoa, Chordata, Aves, Galliformes, Phasianidae. The record is from RefSeq and is a predicted model, not a curated record.